Molecule: messenger RNA, 1688 nt
Organism: Penicillium subrubescens
Lineage: Eukaryota; Fungi; Ascomycota; Eurotiomycetes; Eurotiales; Aspergillaceae
Product: fungal specific transcription factor domain-containing protein
Exons: 3
Coding region: 1-1662 (553 amino acids)
Biological process (GO): DNA-templated transcription; positive regulation of transcription from RNA polymerase II promoter by galactose
Cellular component (GO): nucleus
Molecular function (GO): DNA-binding transcription factor activity, RNA polymerase II-specific; RNA polymerase II cis-regulatory region sequence-specific DNA binding; zinc ion binding
Source: RefSeq, a predicted model, not a curated record
AUGAUACGUCGACCCGGUCAAGCCGACGCCGAGUUACGGCUUCUUGUGCCGAAUGUCGCCGCCGACGCAUUAGACGAUCUUCAAGAUCUGGAACCGCCCCCUGAGCGAGACUUCACCUGGGAUGAAGUCUCAGAUGAUGAUAGUGAAGUCUCACGCAUCGCUGACGAUAUCAAUGGUCUUGCUGUAUCAUUGGACUCGCUCAAUUCCUACAAUGCCUCAUACUUGGGUUUCUCUUCGGUUCCAACAAUACUACGUGUCAUUGCCCAUCUAUCACCUCGCAUUCGCCAGGUAGUACCUCCCAGCCCGGAGACAUGGAAGACCUCCGCUCCUGUAGGCGGAAGUCCGGAAAGCAAUGCAUCCUGCGAGAUUGAUGAGUUAUCUUUGAUCAACGCAUAUUUCUUGCAUGUCCAUCCUAUCACGCCGAUGAUUGACGAGGUCGAGUUUCGGCAGCGCUUUGCUGACGAUGCUGUCCCUGAAAAUCACAAAACCUCUUGGCUAGCUUUGUUCAAUAUGGUGCUUGCAAUGGGCUGUUUUGCAUCGGGUGAUUCGCAGUUCAGUAAGCAUCAUGUUCUUUAUAAGCGAGCCUUGACACACCUGAACAUGUCAUCGUUCGGCUCCGGACACAUAUACACCGUUCAAGCCCUGGCUCUCUACGGGGGCUGGCUUCUUCACUACUUGAACAAACCCAAUACAGCCAGUGCAGUUAUGGGGGCAACUCUCCGUAUGGCAGUUGCUAUGGGCUUGCAUCGGGCCCAAAUCCCGAGACAUUAUCCGGUUCAUUCUCAGAGUGCGGGACAUAGUUCCAUCAUCACGAGGAUACGUACCUGGUGGUGCAUAUUUUGUCUAGACACAUGGGCUGCUGCAACCUUGGGUCGUCCUGGUCUUGGAUAUUGGGAUCCUGGCACGGUCUUGACAUCAUCUACUUCCUCCUUGGCGAGUAUGGAUUACGGAACAAUCUCGCUUACUGCCAAUGAGCAAUUCUGCAAGAUCGCAACCCGAAUACAGGAACGACUUGUCGAGAUGCCCUUGAUCACAUCGGAUGAAAUUCAUGACUUUGAUACAGAACUAUUGAAAUGGAAAGGAUCUCUACAUGUGUUUCUCUCCGAUGCCCAACACUGCCCACCUCCUCUACGAGUUGCACGAGCAAUGCUUUUUUGUCGAUUCAUGACGACUCGACUCACACUUUACCGACCGUACUUAUUGAGCGCAGCGAUACAUCGAAAGCAAUGGUCUGCAGCCACUCAACAAGGAGGAGCAUUGGUCUCCAAGUGCCUUGAAAUUGCCCGAGAUGGCGUUGACACUAUAGCUUCGGAUUGGUUUCCAAACCACAUGUUAUGUUGGAAUCAUGCCUGGCACCUCUUCCAAAUUGCCUUGGUCCUGAUUCUAGCAGCUGUCUCAGAUACGAAUGGGGCAGAAGGUGAACGCUGCAAUGAAUACAUCCUCAAGUCUCUGGACAUCCUCGCGCAGAUGGAACCGUUCGACGCUGGGGCAACACGGGGUCGACGAGUCAUUCAGCUUCUGCGCGAUAACAUUCGGAAUCGAGAGGAUUCUAUCCCUAUGGUUGACUUUGAUGUAUCUAACGGUUUGGUUCUUGAUCUUCUUGAUGAGGAAAUGAUGGGAGGUGAUGCUGAGUGGGUCAACUUUCUCUGUGGCUACAAUUGAUACUUGCUAUGUGAAGAAUUUCAAGG